CAGCAGCACAGCUCCGUUGGUCUUUCUGCUCUCCUCAACUCUGCUUGGAAGAAACAGCCAUGUCUCGGCAGUCAAUCUGUAGAAGCUUUGGAGGCGGAAGCAAAAGGGGAUACAGCUCUUGUUCUGCCAUCGGCGGUGGCUUUGGAGGAAGUGGGGGCAGAAGCAGGAUCAGCUAUAGCUCGUUCUCCACAUCCAGGGGAAUUGGAGGCAGCGGACGUUGUGGAGGUUUUAGCAGCAGGAGCCUCCAUAACAUGGGUGGCAGCGGAAGAAUUUCCAUGGGUGGCUCUUAUGGCGGUGGAUACGGAUGUAGAAUUGGUGGCUUUGGUGGAGGCUAUGGAGCAGGAUUUGGCAGCAUUGGAGGAGGUGUCAUUGGUGGAGGAAUAGGCAGCUUUGGUGGUCCUGUGAGAGGUGGUCCUGGGUUCCCUGGAGGCAUCCAACCGGUGCAGGUUGACCCAACCCUCCUGCGGCCGGUCCAUGUUGACAUUGAUCCUCAGAUCCAACAAGUGAAGUGCCAGGAGAAGGAACAGAUCAAGACUCUUAACAAUCAGUUUGCCUCUUUCAUUGACAAGGUCCGCUUCCUGGAGCAACAGAACAAGGUCCUCUCCACCAAGUGGGAGCUCCUCCAACAGCAAGGACCUUCGGGGCCAAGGAAGAACCUUGAUGUCAUCUUUGAAAAUUACAUCCAGAACCUGAGGAGGAAGCUAGAGUCUCUCCUGGGACAGAGGGGACAGCUGGAGUCAGAGCUGCAGAACAUGCGGCAAUACGUGGAGGAGUACAAAACCAAGUAA
This is a messenger RNA of Fulmarus glacialis (Northern fulmar), 788 nucleotides long. Its product is annotated as keratin, type II cytoskeletal 3-like. Lineage: Eukaryota; Metazoa; Chordata; Aves; Procellariiformes; Procellariidae. Gene Ontology annotation, molecular function: structural constituent of skin epidermis. The record is from RefSeq and is a predicted model, not a curated record. The transcript has 2 exons. The coding region runs from base 60 to 788 and encodes 242 amino acids. Gene Ontology annotation, biological process: intermediate filament organization; keratinization. Gene Ontology annotation, cellular component: keratin filament.